Molecule: messenger RNA, 621 nt
Organism: Pleurotus ostreatus (oyster mushroom)
Lineage: Eukaryota; Fungi; Basidiomycota; Agaricomycetes; Agaricales; Pleurotaceae
Product: mitochondrial ribosomal large subunit component
Exons: 4
Coding region: 1-621 (206 amino acids)
Biological process (GO): mitochondrial translation
Cellular component (GO): mitochondrial large ribosomal subunit; ribosome
Molecular function (GO): structural constituent of ribosome; rRNA binding
Source: RefSeq, a predicted model, not a curated record
AUGCUUUCCCUGCUCUCCCAAUCUCUGCAUUUUGUGAAGAACUUUGGGCACACCCAAGGCCAUGGAGGAUUCCUGAACAUCUUUUCCCGCCAACGCCACCAGCUGGCUCCGCGUCAAGUGAAACACAUCAAGCGUCAUAAAGGCCGGAUACCAAUACCUAUCGGAGGCUCGACAAAGGGCACGACGCUCGCGUACGGCGAAUGGGGGAUCAGGAUCAAAGGAAACGGGGUCAGACUGAGCGCAAAACAGCUCACGACAGCCGAGGAAGUCAUCAAGCGGAAAAUAAAAGUCAUCAAGGGAGCCAAAGUGUACUUGCGCGUGUUCCCGGAUAUUCCGGUCUGCAUCAAGGGAAACGAGACGCGUAUGGGCAAGGGCAAGGGGACGUUCGAGUUCUGGGCGACGCGGGUACCCAAAGGACGAGUCAUCUUCGAGAUUGGAGGGUCGCCCAUUCGAGAGGAGCUUGCUAGAGAUGCCCUGCGGCAGGCGGCGGACAAACUGCCAACGAAAAUGGAGUUCAUCAGUCGGGCGACGCCUCCUCGGUUAGGGAACCUCGUACUGCACGCACCCAAGCCUGUAGUUCCAGAGUCCCUGACAGCGGACUCGAUACAGCAAACACUUUAG